This is a messenger RNA of Lindgomyces ingoldianus, 1797 nucleotides long. RefSeq names its product cysteine desulfurase. The transcript is spliced from 3 exons. Gene Ontology annotation, cellular component: mitochondrion; cytosol; nucleus. Gene Ontology annotation, molecular function: pyridoxal phosphate binding; cysteine desulfurase activity. The record is from RefSeq and is a predicted model, not a curated record. NCBI's taxonomy places the organism in Eukaryota, Fungi, Ascomycota, Dothideomycetes, Pleosporales, Lindgomycetaceae. The coding region runs from base 48 to 1583 and encodes 511 amino acids. Gene Ontology annotation, biological process: [2Fe-2S] cluster assembly.
CUCUGCGCGGCUUCACCCAUCCCUUCAGUGCCCUUCUCUUCAUCGCCAUGUCCAACCUGGCACCCACUGCUGCGAGGCAGGCCCUCCGAAUAUGUUCCCGUCGCUGUCCUUCGAGUACCACUCCACGCUUCUCGUCCCUUCUCGCCCCUUCCCUCGCACAUGGCGGGCGCCGAAACUAUGUCUCAGAGACGAAGCCCUCGAGUGCGAUCGUCAGCGUUGAGACUGCCAUCAAAGCCGAUCAAAAGGCGUUUCUGAACGAGACAGGCAAGACCCCGCAGGACGAGAAGAUGCCCACGACCACCAUGAGCGCCAACGCUAUGGUGAGUCCUACUGCUGGUAUUCUCAAACAGGCGACCAUUAUGGAUGAGGGCUCGCGGCCAAUCUACCUGGAUAUGCAGGCCACGACUCCAAUGGACCCGAGGGUGCUAGAUGCCAUGCUCCCCUUCAUGACUGGCCUCUACGGCAACCCCCACUCCCGGACCCACGCAUACGGCUGGGAGACGGAAAAGGCUGUGGAGCAGGCUCGAGCACACCUCGCUGACCUCGUCGGCGCUGAUCCUAAAGAAAUCAUCUUCACGAGCGGCGCCACCGAAAGCAACAAUAUGAGCAUCAAGGGCGUGGCCCGGUUCUUCAAGCGCUCAGGCAAGAAGAACCACAUUAUCACAUGCCAGACAGAACACAAGUGUGUUCUCGAUAGCUGCCGACAUCUGCAAGAUGAAGGCUUCCACAUCACUUACCUGCCAGUCCAGCACAAUGGGCUCAUCGAUAUGGCUCAGCUUGAAGCAGCUAUACGGCCCGAGACAGCCUUGGUCAGCGUAAUGACCGUAAACAAUGAGAUCGGAGUUGUGCAGCCUGUAGAAGAGAUUGGAAAGCUUUGUCGGUCGAAGAAGGUUUUCUUCCACACUGAUGCCGCACAGGCCGUGGGCAAGAUCCCUAUCGACGUUAAUAAGAUGAACAUUGACCUUAUGUCCAUUUCUGGGCACAAGAUAUACGGACCUAAAGGGGUCGGAGCAUGCUACGUUCGUCGAAGACCCCGCGUGAGACUCGACCCAAUCAUUAGUGGUGGUGGCCAAGAGCGUGGAUUGAGGAGUGGUACUUUGGCACCCCCACUUGCUAUUGGAAUCGGCGAAGCCGCGAGGAUUUGUAAGGAAGAAAUGGCGUACGAUUCCAAGCGCAUUACGACCCUAUCGAACCGCCUUCUUGAGGGUCUUUUAGCACUAGAGCAAACCUCUCUAAACGGUGACCGAGAGCGCCAUUAUCCGGGUUGUGUGAAUGUCUCGUUUGCUUAUGUCGAAGGAGAGUCUCUACUCAUGGCUCUGAAAGACAUCGCUCUGUCUUCCGGCAGUGCCUGCACAUCGGCGUCCUUGGAACCGAGCUACGUUCUAAGAGCGCUGGGAAGCAGUGAUGAGAGUGCACACAGUAGCAUCCGAUUUGGUAUCGGUCGAUUCACGACCGAAGCCGAGAUCGAUUACGUUCUCAAGGCAGUGAAAGAACGCGUUAGUUUCUUGCGAGAGCUUAGUCCGCUGUGGGAGCUGGUACAGGAAGGUAUCGAUUUAAACACUAUUGAGUGGAGUCAGCACUAAGCGUAAGAGUAUACCCGGAAGGAACUUGUACAAUAUGAUUAUGAACUGGGAUCCACCAUUGGGAUAUCUACGCUCGCUGAGGCGUUUAUGACGACAUGGCCACCAUUCGCUGUACUAUAGCAACAUUUCUCAACGGGUGGAGUUAAGGAGCACGUAUAGAUUUAGUAUGAUCAAGCCGACUCUCCGGUGAUGCCCAGAGCCGAGCCUGAAGUUG